GAAACGUUGAUUGGAGUGACUGAGUCAAGUGCUUAUAUAUACUGUAGAACAGCUUUCUAACUUAAUAAUGAAACCCACAAUUGACCUGGAACUUGAUGCCCCAGAAGUGGAGUUGGAUGUUAGCAGCCAAGUAGCUUCAAAUUUGUCCUCUAAUGAUACAAAUUCAGAGCCAGUACCACUUGAUUUAACUCUGUACUUCAACAAUAUCCAUGGCCAUGGGAGACACUCCGUAGGACUCUCAUUGUCAAGCACAAGCGAAAGCAUCAAUACUGACCCUGCAACGGCCUCAGCCUCGGCCAUGCCUCGAAUUUUCUCCUGCAACUACUGCCACCGCAAAUUCUUUAGUUCUCAGGCUCUUGGAGGACACCAUAAAAGAGAAAGGACGUUGGCGAAGCGGGCGAUGAUAAUGGGGUACGCCGGUCUCAGUCUCACGGCUCUGCCUCCGCUUGGCACGACCUCCUCCUUCAGAUCAUUGGGGAUCAAAGCACACUGUUCGACACACCAAGCCUUUGCAGCGGCACCAAGAACACCAGAUACCAGAUACAAUGGUAUAGUGGAACAUGGUUAUCUUGGUGUCCCAAUCUACAUGGAAGAUGAUGAGGCUGAGCCGUUGUGGCCUGGUAGUUUCCGACAGAUAGCUCACUCAGCAACAGCAGUAGCAGGUAGUAACACUGAUCAUCCAGGUUUUGUACUACCUGGAACUUCAAAUAUGAAUUUUGUGGAGGUUAAUGAACCAGUGUACUUGGAAGACAGUUCAGCUCCAGAUUUGACCUUGAAACUUUGAGGAUUUG
Molecule: messenger RNA, 791 nt
Organism: Hibiscus syriacus
Lineage: Eukaryota; Viridiplantae; Streptophyta; Magnoliopsida; Malvales; Malvaceae
Product: zinc finger protein 4-like
Exons: 1
Coding region: 68-784 (238 amino acids)
Source: RefSeq, a predicted model, not a curated record